UUACCUUUAUUUUUUUGUACUCGUGCUCUGAACUGUGUGUUGCUUUAAAAUUGAAGCCAACAGCUAAAGUCUAAAAACUCUCCAUUACCAUCAAAUUCAUUCAAUUACCCUUCUUUUCUCUCUAAUGGCAACAAGAGAGAAAGAAGAAGGAACUCCCAAAAAAGUAUGGCUUUACUCAGCUUUACUAACUCUUCAGUACGGUUCUCAGCCUUUGAUCUCUAAGCGUUUCACCAGACGAGAGGUGAUCGUUACUUCUUCAGUUUUGGCAUGUGAAGUUGCAAAGGUUAUAUGUGCUAUUUCAGUUCUCAUAGUUGAUGGCAGUUUUACAAAAUUAUGCAAAAACUGGUCUUUGCUCAGGGCACUAACCUUUUCAGGACUUCCAGCUGCAAUAUAUGCACUGCAGAAUAGUUUGCUCCAGAUAUCUUACAAAAAUCUUGACUCCCUUACGUUUUCAAUGCUGAAUCAAACCAAGUUAUUUUUCACAGCAUUCUUUGGGUUUAUGAUAUUAAGGCAGAAACAAUCGAUUCAACAAAUCGGAGCUCUAUUUCUUUUGAUAGUUGCCGCUGUACUUCUAAGUAUUGGUGAAGGCACUAGCAAAGGUUCGAAGAGCCGAAAUCCUGAAGAAGUGCUAUUUUACGGGAUUGUUCCUGUCUUGGUUGCCUCUGUGCUUUCAGGUCUAGCUUCUGCUUUGUGUCAAUGGGCUUCUCAGGUCAAGAAACACUCCUCAUACUUGAUGACCAUUGAAAUGUCAAUUUUUGGAAGCAUGUGCCUGUUGGCCAGUUUGUCCCAAUCCCCUGAUGGAGAUGCUAUGAGAAAGUAUGGAUUCUUUUACGCAUGGACUCCUUUAACUUUGGUCCCUAUUGUAGCAAAUGCUCUUGGUGGGAUUCUUGUCGGUCUUGUCACAACUUAUGCUGGUGGUGUCAGGAAGGGUUUUGUCAUUGUGUCUGCACUACUUGUGACAGCCUUGUUGCAGUUCAUUUUUGAUGGGAAACCACCUUCACCAUAUUGCCUUGUGGCUCUUCCACUUGUGAUUACUAGCAUCUCGAUAUAUCAGAAGUACCCUUACCGCGUCAAAAAGAAGAAAGCUUAGACCACAAUCAUAACAGGUCGGAGAAGUUCUUUUUUUUCGGUCUUCUUACCUCACUCGCAUAUGGUAGGUCUGUUAAAGAGUUUGCACCUGCAAUCUAGGGUAUUUAUCUAGUGGGCGUGAGUUUUCAUAGGUUAAAAACCGAGGUGUUGGCUCUUCUUUUCUUUCUUUUCUUUUACACUAUUCGUUAACUAUUGAACUAAGAUAUUGAUCUAGCGAGCCAUAGAUGAUGAUCGCCUAUUAUUGAACGAUGAAUAUCCUCCCCUGCGCAAGAAUAUAGAGUAGAGCGUCUUUUCUUAACGAUUUGAUGUAUUCAAUUUCUAGGCUUCAUAAUGGAAAUGGGAACAAGAGAUUUGUAACUAGUAAUUAACUUACAAAUGAAAUGAUUGCGUUCAAUUACUGUUCGUCUUUUAAGUAAAUAUAUCAACGAAAAAAGCUCCUUCUAUUCUAAUAUGAUGUUUCAUUUAUUUUGACAUUA
This is a messenger RNA of Amaranthus tricolor (Joseph's coat), 1565 nucleotides long. RefSeq names its product UDP-N-acetylglucosamine transporter ROCK1. NCBI's taxonomy places the organism in Eukaryota, Viridiplantae, Streptophyta, Magnoliopsida, Caryophyllales, Amaranthaceae. Gene Ontology annotation, molecular function: pyrimidine nucleotide-sugar transmembrane transporter activity. The transcript has 7 exons. Gene Ontology annotation, biological process: pyrimidine nucleotide-sugar transmembrane transport. The record is from RefSeq and is a predicted model, not a curated record. Gene Ontology annotation, cellular component: Golgi membrane. The coding region runs from base 125 to 1090 and encodes 321 amino acids.